Onthophagus taurus is the source of this 1264-nucleotide messenger RNA. RefSeq lists its product as uncharacterized. Lineage: Eukaryota; Metazoa; Arthropoda; Insecta; Coleoptera; Scarabaeidae. The record is from RefSeq and is a predicted model, not a curated record.
AUUUUAUUUCGAAUUUUGACAUAAUUUCACGGUAAUUAAAACGUUGAAUAAUCCGACACUGACCUUAUAAAUAAAGAUCGACCUGUUUUCUUUUCCCAAAAAACCUAGACGAACAUCAUGAAUGAAAUUCGUCAUCCGCAUCUUAAAUACUUCGUAACCUAAGAAAACAAGUCUAAUUGAACCAAAUGAAGUCAAUGAAAAUUACGUUGUAUGUCUCCCACCAGAAAGAACAAUUCUCUUUGUAUAUUACUUCCUAUCAUUACUAUGUCUUGUUAUUUUGUUAAAUUAUUUUCGAAAAGUCACAUCGGACUAUUUCGUAAAGAAAAUUUUCUUAGCUUAAAAAAACUAAUUUAAAAAAAUGCGUUUUUAUUUCUUGAUAACUUUUAUUUGUAUUAGUUACAUUUUAAAAAAAGUUUCCAGUGAUAACGCUUAUAAUAAUUGUGCCGAAGUUGGGACGCAACGACAUGUGGCUAUCGAUCAGUUAAUGGGAUUAUGGUACGGAAUAGAAUUAAUUUCUCACCGUAUAGAAACAUCAUACGAACCACAACAUCCAGAUACUUGCUUACAAAUUAAUAUUUCCGAAGAACCUCAAUUAGGAGAAGAUCAAUACAGAUCAACGUAUUAUAACAGACACAAAUAUGAUAAUAGAAAUAAAUAUGAUAGUUAUGAUACUAUAACAAGUACGCAAUAUCCUUUAGAUUCAAUAAAUCAAAAUAGGCGGUUAAUAAAUCAACAUCAAUACAAUAGAAAUGGAGUUUACCCUUCAAAUGACCUUGAGCAAAGAAAAUUAAAAGUUUUAUGGAUAGGAUCAGAUGGAAUUGUUGUUACUUAUAAAACUUCUUAUAUGUCUGCACCAGGUAUUUGGCAUAUAAGUGGACCCCACAAUGGGUCACAAUUAAUUCAAACAUUUGAUGAUUUUGCUGGAACAAUCCAAGUAUUAAAAGCAGUUGGUGAUCACAUGGUUUUAACUUUUUGCCAAAUUAGGCCAGAUCAAAAAUUGUACACCGUUAUUUUAUCAAGAUUGCCAGAAUUAAAACGGAGGGAUAUUUUGUCGAUUCACAACAUGUUAACGGUGAGAGGGUUGGAUAUAGUUUCUGUAAGAAAUGUUUGUCCCGUAGCCGCAGCUAACAUGUUUACAAUAAACUUAGUUUUGAUGUUAAUUUCUUGUGGUUUAUUAUCGAUGUUUUAAAUAUGUCAUUAUGUUAUAAAUGUAGUUUCAAAUUGGAUUUGUUAAUAAUUUUGUUAGAAUAAAUAUUUAUUUACA